Messenger RNA from Penicillium robsamsonii, 1017 nucleotides. Its product is annotated as glycoside hydrolase family 12 protein. Gene Ontology annotation, biological process: polysaccharide catabolic process. The coding region runs from base 1 to 1017 and encodes 338 amino acids. Gene Ontology annotation, molecular function: cellulase activity. NCBI's taxonomy places the organism in Eukaryota, Fungi, Ascomycota, Eurotiomycetes, Eurotiales, Aspergillaceae. The record is from RefSeq and is a predicted model, not a curated record. The transcript has 4 exons.
AUGGUCUUCGGAGUAGGAUUGCUGGUCAAUGCGAUCCUUAUAGCCAUCCCCGUUGGGGGAAGUGUUGGAGCUCUCAUGGGCCUUGAUGCCCAUCGAGCCGCUACGGGUCAGAAACCUUUAUUCACCGGGGACAAUGACGAUGGCAUCAACUCCGGGAACGGCGGCGGCGGCGGCAGCGACAGUACUGGCGGCGGCGGUGGCGGUCAUCCCACUGUCACGGACAACGGCGUGCAACAUACCCAAUACUGCGAUUUGUCUUGGGGAAUCACCCCACCGUCGAAAACCGAACAAUACACCCUGAAUCCCAAUCAAUGGGGUGUGAAAUCAGACUCGACAGGAAAUGGACUCUGCAUGAAUGUCACGACGUUUGUCAACCAGACUUAUCCCGCCCAAACCGCCCCCGAGUUCUCUAUCACCUGGCAAUUUGACCAUGGUCCUCAGACUAUGCCCGUCCACGGAUACCCUAAUAUCCGUGUCGACGACGUCUUGCCAAAGGAGAUGGACAAGGUCUCAGAGUUAAAUAUUGACCUGCAUUGGACAUACGGAGUGGGUGAUGAGACCGCCGCAUCAACGGAUAUAGACGCGUUGGAGAAAGAACACCUUGCCACGAACGUCGCCAUUGAUAUGUUCUUGGAUGCCGAUGCCGACAAAGCCAAAAAUGCAUCUGAAGCGAAAUUCGAGGUCAUGGUUUGGUUCUGGAUGUCAAACAUAGAGGCCCAGCCCCAUGGUUGGGGGAAUCCGGGACAAAACAAGACCUUGGGAGGAACAACAUUCACGCUUUACACCGGUGAAAAUGACAACGGACAGAAGGUUUUGUCCUGGGUCCCGGAACUGAUCGUUGAGCGGUUCACUGGAGACAUUUAUCCUCUCAUCACCGAUCUGUACAACUUGGAAGGAGAUGACUACCCAAAUAAGAAUGACUACCUUGGCAGUCUCAGUUUCGGAACAGAAGUCUACUCUGUGGACAACAAUGUCACAUUCUGGGCCGAGCAGUACAAGAUCGACAUCAAGAGUUGA